GCGCCACAAACCAGGCGGACAAACUCUGAAGGACAUCCUCUGCCUGUGCUCCGAGCUGCCUCGGGAUCAUCCACCGCCUCUCUGCUGGACCCCCUCCAACGAGACAGGUCAGAGGAUGGGAGGAAUCAUCCUGAUUAUCUUCACUGUCUCCAUCUGGCCCACGAACCUUGGAUAUAAAUGCGAGAACAAAGAUCUGAAGUGCGCAGUGGAUUAUGUCAGGGAGAUGACAUGCUGCUGGUCACAAAACAUUUCCCAGAGCAACGCGUGCCAAGUCUGGGUGGAUAAUUCGAGGCCUAACACGAAACCUUAUCCAAUUAAGUGUGCCCCGGUAAAUGGACUGAAGCAGGGCAGGAGUUGUUCUCUCAAUGUGCCUUACUUCAUAGCGUUUCAAGCCUUCAACGUCACGCUGCUAUGCACCAGGAACGGGCUGACCACUGCCGUUGCAAGCAUUCCCGAGUUUGUACCAGCGGAAAAUAUUCAGCUCCAGCCACCGAAGAACUUGACUGUGGCAAACAACACCGACACGAUGACAGUCCUCUCCUGGCAGACUGACUACGAUAUACGUUUAUCUGACCACAUAGAAUUUGAGAUUCGGUACAAACUUGAGAAUGACCAAUGGAAGACUGCUCAGGCACAUCAGGUUCAGCAAAAAGAACACAGGCUACAGAUUGACUCGACCAACGUAAAACCUGACGCCAUCUAUACGGCACAAAUUCGUGCGAAAAUUAACGACCGUCGGGAGUACUACAGAGGCACUUGGAGCAAAUGGAGCAAAGCGGCGAAAUGGAAAACCAAGAAAUCCCAAGCUUCUGCUGUUGAACAGGAAAACAGUGUCUUAUCAAUCACUCUCUCGUUGGUCGGGAUCCUGUUAGUGGUUGUCGUUCUGGUCAUUAUGCAGUUUGCAUCGAAGAGAUCACGACUGAAGGCACUCUACGGGCUCCCCAUUCCAGAUCCAAGCAAAUUCUUUUAUGAGCUGAACUCGACCUACGGAGGCAACUUUCAGCGGUGGCUGGGGACGCGAUUCCCCGCUUCCUUCAGCAGCACCGAGGAUCUGGCCACGGAAAUAUCCUCGGUGGAGAUUUCGGAACUGAAGGACACGCAGUCGUGCGAGCAGAACGUCGCCUGGGACAGCAGCGGCUUCAGGAGCACCGGCGACUCGUCCACGUCCAGCUUUGCCAACCAGGGCUACUUCUUGUUCGACUGCUCCAAGGCCAGCGACGCGUACCCUUGCAAGAUCUACUUCAGCAACAAGCCGGCCAGCCGGCGGGAGGGGAGCGAGGGAAGCCGCUCCUACCGCUGCCUCACCUCCUCCGACGACUCGCUCUACGACAGCAGCUUCUCGCCGGACUCUCCCACGGGGAAGAAGGGGUUCGACUUGGACGGGGAAGACCCAGGGCCCCACGACGCUGGAGAAACCUCAGCGGAGGAAAUAGACGGACCACCAAGAGAACAUGGGGGUCCAGCAGGUCUACCGUACCCUGGUAAUCCAGCAAGCCAGGUCAACCCAUCAAAGGAGACCAAUUGUCCUUUCGAGGGGCUGUUCCAAUUCCCAUCCCCUUGUUUCUUUGGCCCCCACCCCCCAUUGGCGGGCGUGGAGGAUGAAGAUGCCCACAGACUCGCAUCUGAUGGCUUAACCUUCGAGAAGGCUCCAACGGACACUCCCUCUUCUCAGGACCCUUUCACUCAGCAAAGCCCCAGCGUUUACAAGACCAAGUCUCUGAACCUGGCGGUGGAAACUGACCCGUAUCUCUCUCUCAAGCAAGUUCACAGCAAAUACAAUAGCCAGUCGAUAUAGAGUCAUGGAGUGAUGAUACAGCACGGAAACAGGCCCUUCGGCCCAACUUGCCCACACUGGCCAACAUGUCCCGGCUACGC
Amblyraja radiata (thorny skate) is the source of this 1875-nucleotide messenger RNA. Its product is annotated as interleukin-2 receptor subunit beta. NCBI's taxonomy places the organism in Eukaryota, Metazoa, Chordata, Chondrichthyes, Rajiformes, Rajidae. The record is from RefSeq and is a predicted model, not a curated record. Bases 116 to 1795 code for a protein of 559 amino acids. Gene Ontology annotation, biological process: production of molecular mediator involved in inflammatory response; cytokine-mediated signaling pathway; immunoglobulin mediated immune response. Gene Ontology annotation, molecular function: cytokine receptor activity; protein binding. The transcript is spliced from 9 exons. Gene Ontology annotation, cellular component: membrane; external side of plasma membrane.